Pleurotus ostreatus (oyster mushroom) is the source of this 306-nucleotide messenger RNA. RefSeq lists its product as uncharacterized. Bases 1 to 306 code for a protein of 101 amino acids. The transcript has a single exon. NCBI's taxonomy places the organism in Eukaryota, Fungi, Basidiomycota, Agaricomycetes, Agaricales, Pleurotaceae. The record is from RefSeq and is a predicted model, not a curated record.
AUGUUGAUCAGACCGUCUAAAGGGAAAGCGAAGCGUCAGGUCAGCAUGCUAUUCCUCAUAACACGGACAAAUGAUUCGGGCUUGCUGAAGUUAGCAUCCUUGCAGCAGACUGUCUGGCUGGAACUACCAAAGGGAAUGAGCAUGUCUGUCAUCGAAGAAUGUGCUCGAAAGGACUCGCCGUUUGGAUCCACCUCCAAUAAGGAUGACUAUAGGCGAGCACUGGAAGCGGAACUCGCCAGUAAUCACGCCGAUGUUUGCGAGGAUGCGGAUGCGGACGAGAAGACGAAGACGAAGAAAUUCGAAUGA